Messenger RNA from Ahaetulla prasina, 3225 nucleotides. RefSeq names its product protein NYNRIN-like. Bases 1 to 3225 code for a protein of 1074 amino acids. The transcript is spliced from 2 exons. The record is from RefSeq and is a predicted model, not a curated record. Lineage: Eukaryota; Metazoa; Chordata; Lepidosauria; Squamata; Colubridae. Gene Ontology annotation, biological process: DNA integration. Gene Ontology annotation, molecular function: RNA-DNA hybrid ribonuclease activity; nucleic acid binding.
AUGGUGUACUUUUCAUCAGACCUUGUUGACUCCUCUCCAAAUGUAGCGUUUAUGGUUGUGGCCGAAAAGCUCACUUAUGGUCUCAUCACUCCAUAUGACUUUGUGCCACAAGCCAGUGCUCCUGGGUUUGCCGCUCACCAUCCGCCAGUGAUCGUGGAAGUGAAACCAUACGCCACACCGGUACACAUUAGGCAAAGGCCAUGUUCGCGCGAAGCAAUUACCGCCAUUUACGAAAUUAUCCAGAAGUUUCUGAAGGCAGGUAUCUUGGUCCCUAUCCAGUCACCCUGGAACACCCCGAUCUUACCCAUAAGGAAACCGGAUGGGGUCUCCUUUAGGCCGGUACAGGAUCUUAGGAUUAUUAAUGACGUCACAGUGACGAUCCAUCCGGCUGUCCCGAACCCAUACACAUUACUAAGCUUGAUCCCACCUAAAGCCAAAUGGUUUUCGGUCAUAGAUCUGAAGGAUGCGUUUUUCACGAUCCCAAUACACCCCGUGAGCCAACCGUUGUUUGCAUUUGAGUGGGAAAACCCGACCACGGGAACUAAACUACAAUACACCUGGACACGUCUACCCCAAGGGUUCAAGAACUCACCCACCCUGUUCGGAACGGCUCUGGGAAGGGACUUACAAUAUUAUGUACCUAGACAAAAGGGAGACACAGUGUUACAAUACGUGGACGAUGUGCUGAUUACUGGGCAGACUGAGGACUUAUGCUGGGAAAACACCAAAGCCUUGUUUGUUCUCUUGGUAGAGUGUGGAUAUAGGGCAUCGAGGAACAAGGCCCAGUUAGUGAAGCAACGGGUGAGGUAUUUAGGUUACGACAUUGAACACGGAAAAAGGUCGUUAGGCCCUGAACGGAAGGCAGUGUUGGCUAUAGCAGAGCCCACGACAAGGAGACAGUUGCGAGGCUUUCUGGGGCUAGCAGGCUUUUGUAGAAUCUGGAUCCCCAAUUUCGCGUUAUUAGCAGCGCCCCUCUAUGCUUCUACUAAGGGGGGCAACACUGAUGAGUUCAUCUGGACUGAGGAACAAAGCAGAGCAUUCAAGGAGAUAAAAAGGGAAUUGACUAGGGCUCCAGCGUUGGCACUGCCAAACCUGGAAAAACCCUUUAACCUAUAUGUGGAUACAAAACAAAACAUAGCCUUAGGUGUUUUGACUCAGCAGUUAGGGGCGUGGCAACGGCCGAUUGCGUAUCUGUCAAAGCAACUUGACGGAGUGGCGAAAGGGUGGCCCCAUUGUUUGAAAGUCCUAGCAGCCAUAGCUGAACUGUUGCAGGAUUGUAAUAAAUUGACGUUUUCAUGCCCCAUUAACGUACACACCCCACAUGCGGUCCAGUCGGUGUUGGAUAACAAAGGACAUCUGUGGAUCAGUAACCAGAGGCUAGUGAAAUACCAGGCCAUGAUGAUUGAAAACCCACACGUCAGACUUCAUGUGUCCACGCGUCUCAACCCCGCAACUCUGUUACCAAUUGAGACAACCCUGGAACAUGACUGUCUGCAUGUGUUGGAUAAUGUAUAUUCCACCAGACCAGACCUAUCAGACAUCCCCUUACCAAACGCAAAGUAUAACUGGUUCACUGAUGGGUCCAGUUACAUGCAUGAGGGCAAAAGAGUAGCAGGAUAUGCAAUAGUUGAUGACAGUAGAGUAAUAGAAAGUGGACUGCUGGGAAGUAAGAGGAGUGCACAGGUUGCUGAACUAUGGGCUCUGAUACGAGCUCUGAACAGGGCGGAGGACGAAACGUUGAACGUGUGGACAGAUAGCAAGUAUGCCUUUUUGACGUUGCACGCCCAUGGGGCAGUGUAUAAGGAAAGAGGAUUUAGAGAUUCGGCAGGCAAAUUCAUUCAACAUGGACACCUGAUUCAGUAUCUCAUUGAUGCAGUGAAGAAACCUAAGAAAGUGUCAGUGAUGCAUUGCAAGGGACAUCAACGUGGUGAUGAUAGGGUAGCCCUUGGAAAUAGAGCAGCUGAUCUGGAGGCGCGGGCUGCGGCCCUUAGGGAUGAUGUCACCCCAGACCUGUCCAUUCUUAUAGCCCAGGAUUUAAGUGUUAUCCCACCCACUAUUAAGCCCUCAUACUCCCAGGCGGAAUGUGCAAAGGCAGUAAACGACCUGAAAGCUGACCUCAAGGAUGGCUGGUAUACCCUAGGUGAUGGCAGAAUAUACGUGCCAGCCUCAGCGGCCUGGCCUCUAGUACAAAUGUCUCAUGAAACUACCCAUAUGGGAAAGACCGCUCUUGAGACUGCGCUAGGCAGAGACUAUUAUAUUGAUGGGUUGGCUGGUAUUGUAGCAAGGGUGACAACUCAAUGUGAAGUAUGUGCUAAAGUAAAUCCUAGACAAGGUCCUAUAAUCCCUCCGGGAACAAUUCCCCAGUCGUACUUCCCCAUGGAUUCCAUCAUGAUAGACUUCACCGAUAUGUCUAGAUGUGGCCUAUACAAAGCUAUGUUAGUAAUGGUGGAUAUGUAUACUGGUUGGCCAGAAGCGUUCCCGACAAAAUCAAAACAAGCACGGGAGGUGGCCCGCCUGUUGUUAAAAGAGGUGAUACCCCGGUUUGGCAACCCGUCCUUUAUCUCUUCAGAUAAUGGGCCUGAGUUUGUACAUCACAUAAACCAGGCCUUAGCCCAAGCUGUGGGGAUAAAGUGGCGAUUCCAUAGUGCCUAUCACCCGCAAAGAGGCGCUACAGUAGAAAGAAUGAAUAGAACCCUAAAAGAGAAAAUAACUAAAAUAUGUGCUGAAACACACUUAAAGUGGCCGGACGCCUUACCCUUAGCACUGUAUGCAGUCAGGAGUGCACCCAGAAGACAACAUAAGUUGUCACCUUUUGAGUUGAUGUAUGGUCGGCCGCCGGUGUUGCUGAGAAGAAACUUAGCUGGGUGGCCAGAUUUGGGACAUAAGGGGGGUGUUUGGACCAUGGAAAUGGUACAGGAAUUAAAUAAACAGGUGACAAAACUAAGGAACUAUGUGUUGGAACAAUCCCCACCCAGGAUCAUCACUCAAUGUCAUUCAUUCCAACCUGGAGACAGGGUGUGGGUGAAGCAUUGGAAAAAGGAACAGUUGGAAGGGAGAUGGAAAGGGCCAUAUGUUGUAAUCAUGUCAUCCCCUCUUGCUGUUAAGAUUGCUGAAUCGAAAUCAUGGAUACAUUGGACUAGAGUUAAGAAAGCAGCAGACCAACAAUGGACUGUACAACCUGGUGGACACCCAUACAAUCUGAGACCGAGGCCGAUCCGCAAGUAA